Molecule: messenger RNA, 2646 nt
Organism: Aureococcus anophagefferens
Lineage: Eukaryota; Pelagophyceae; Pelagomonadales; Pelagomonadaceae
Exons: 4
Coding region: 1-2646 (881 amino acids)
Source: RefSeq, a predicted model, not a curated record
AUGGAGGUCCCCUGUGAGAUGCAGCCCCCGGCGAAGAAGGCGGUCGUGCUCGCGUCGCUCGACGGCCGGGCGCUGAAGCUGCAGGUCGGCGCGAAGACGACGGCCCGCAAGGCUCUCGAGGCCUACAACAAGGCGUCGCCCGUGCCGGCCACGGGCCUCGAGCGCAAGGGCGGCGCGCCGCUGCGCCUCGACGCGCCCCUGGGUCCCCAGGUCGCCGAGGGCGAGGUCGUCGUCGUCGUCGGCGGCGCCGCGCCGGCGCCCGCGCCCGCGCCGGCGCCCGCGGCCGCGCCGGCGCCGGCCGUCCGCCGCCGGCGCCUCGCGCCGGAGCCCGCGGCGCCGCCGCCGGAUCCGCAGCUCGCGGAGCUCCUGCGCGUCGCGGGCCCGGAGACCAUCGCCGCGCGGUGCACGCCGCGGGCGCUGGCGCGCGCGGCGUUCCUCGAGUCGACGGACGACGACUUCGGGCGCGUGAGGGCGGCGCUGCGGGCGCGGGGCUUCGCGUGCAACGAGGAGCUCUGCGAGCAGCGCCUGUCGCUGCUGCUCCCGCGGAGCGCGCGGUUACUGACCAUCGGCGCCGGCUUCGGCGCGACGUGCAUGGUCGCCGACGCGCUCCUCGACGACCCGACGCGCCAGGUCGUCGUCGAUCCGGGAAGCCGAUUCCAGGGCAGCACAAGAGAGCGAAAUUCCCAACUUCAAAGGCUCCGAUCUCGGCCAUUUUCCACUCGCCGAUUCUUCCCCGAGUACCACCUCGCGGCGCGGCUGGGCCGCUUCACGACCGUCCAGGGCUUCCUGGGCCGGUCGCGCCAGCCGACGACCAUGGUGCUGGGCGACGUCGUCGACGCGUACCACGACCUCGCGGCCCUCGAGCGGCUCGCAGUGCGGCUCGCGGGCGGCCCGUUCGACGCGGUCCUCGCGGACUGCGAGGGCGCCUUCGUGGACGUCGUCCGCGACUUCCCCGAGCUGCUGGACCGCGCGUCCUGGGUCUGCGUCGAGUGGGACCAGCCCUCGAACCGGAACUGGGUCGCGGAGGUGCGGCCGGCGCUCCUCCGGGCGGGCCUCGCGCCGCUGGACUGCGGCGACCGGCGCUGCGCGUGCGACGAGCCCCGCUUCGCGCCGUCCUUCAGGGCCCAGGGCGCGCCGACCUUCCACGAGGUCUUCGUGCGGACGGGUCGCUUCGGCUUCUGGACGAUGCUCCGUAAACUGUGCGCGCUGUCCGCGGCCGCGGCCGCCUUCACGACGCCUACGCCUCAGCGGGAGACGACGGUCCUGCGCUCGACGUCGCCAUACCCGACGCCAUACCCGCCGGUCACGGCGAACUACGACUACGCCCGCCUCGAACCGAGCGAGGUGGAGCUCGCGGCGCAGACGGCCGUGGCCGCCCUCCGGUCCAGCGGCCCGAUCGACACGGCGACCGAGGAGACCGCGUGGGAGGCCGCGCGGAUCGCCGCAACGGUCGCGAAGGACAACGUCCAGGCCGAGCAGGCGUUGGCCGGCAUGGAGCAGGACCGCCUCGCCAAGGCCGCCACCGCCAACCCGCACACGCGGGGCCGGGGCAACGAGGCGUUCCGCGACGACCCCGGGCAGGGCGGCGCCUACGCGACGCGCACGGCGCGGCCGCGUGCGGCGGCGCCGCCCGCGCCCGCGUCGCCGCCCGCGGCGCCGCCCUCGGCGCUGCCCGCGGCGCCGCCCAGCGGCGACGUCCACGGCGCCGCGCAGGACCCGUGGGAUUCGCGCUUCGCGGCGACCCGUACUUACGACCGCGCCGACGCCUACGCGCGGUCGGCCGACGGCGUCGAGGACCGGCUCCGGGAGCUCGCGGAGACCGUCGCGAACCUCCCCGCGUCGCUGUCCCGGGACACGACGUCCGACGCCGACGCCUCCGCGCAGCACGCGCCGUCGGCCGACGGCGUCGAGGACCGGCUCCGGGAGCUCGCGGACACCGUCAAGAAUCUCCGCGCGUCGCUGUCCGGGGACACGACGUCGAACGAGCAGCGACGGCGCGACCCGGCGCCCGUCGCGGCCCGAUCCGACGCCGACGAGAUGGCGCGCCGCUUCGAGAGGCUCGAACGCGCCGUGGAGGACGCCGUCGCCCGGCGGCCCGCCCGCGCCGCCGACGACGGCGCGCUCGAGCGGCGCCUCUACGCCGUCGACGCCGCCCUGGACGCCGUCAAGCGCGACGUGGGCGACGCCGUGGGCAAGCAGCGGGACGCGGCCGACGCGUUGGCCAAGAACGUGGACGCGCAGCUGCGCGACGUCCGCCGGUCCGUCGACGACGGCCGCGCCGAGAGCGCGCGCUUGAUGGAAGCGACCAAAUCCAAGCUUUCCGACGAGCUGCGGGACCGUCGCGACGUCCGCGGCGGGCACGCGCAGGACCCGUGGGAUUCGCGCUUCGCGGCGACCCGGAUCUACGACAAUCAUCAUCACCACCAUCAUCCCCGCCCCUACCUCGACGUCCCGUGGGACCCGCGCUUCGACGUGCCCCGGAUCUACGACCACCCCCGCCCCUUCGGCCACUGGGGCCCGCGCUACCGCCCGACGCCCUUCGGCCGCCCCUUCCCCCACGGCGGCCUGCCCGGGCCCCACUACCUCCCGACGCGCCGGGAACAGAUCGUCGCCCGCCGCGGCUGGCGCCCCGGGUGGUCGUACUAA